This is a messenger RNA of Microtus ochrogaster (prairie vole), 436 nucleotides long. Its product is annotated as homeobox protein aristaless-like. The annotation marks the transcript as partial. NCBI's taxonomy places the organism in Eukaryota, Metazoa, Chordata, Mammalia, Rodentia, Cricetidae. The transcript is spliced from 2 exons. Gene Ontology annotation, molecular function: DNA binding. The record is from RefSeq and is a predicted model, not a curated record.
GCCUGAGCACCAUCAACAGCAUUCCGGGUAUGGAACCUCAAGCCAUCAUCUACUUGCCUUAUCUUGGAACUGGUCUGGCUGGAGAAGCAAGAAAUGGAGUAAGUUUAUGGAUAAUCUUUCAGGAUGUGAAUGGAAGUCAGGAGAAAGAGAGUGGACAGGGCAGCCCCAUAUUGGGAGCCACAGCAGCAGGAGAGGGAACUGAAGCUCCUUCUGACAAUGCAGUCCUCACGGAUGACAGGAAUCACGAUGGCGGGACCAGCAGCAAUAGCCAAGUUGAGGGCCAACAAGAGGAGCCGAUCCCUGGGAGCACAAAAGACCAUUGGGCUCUAUCAGGGCUACCAGGCAAGCCGCAGCCACGCCAUAAGUUCACUGAGUUCCAGCUGCAGGAGCUGGAGCUCAUUUUUGAACGCAAUCACUACCCUAGUGCUGAAGUAAG